Molecule: messenger RNA, 1869 nt
Organism: Aspergillus calidoustus
Lineage: Eukaryota; Fungi; Ascomycota; Eurotiomycetes; Eurotiales; Aspergillaceae
Source: the annotation of a GenBank genome assembly
AUGCACAUCAAAGACAAACUAGCACAAAAUGAGGCUGCCGAAAGGAUUGGCAUCUCCUUCGAGUUUUUCCCUCCGAAGACGGCACAGGGUGUGCAGAACCUGUACGACAGAAUGGACCGCAUGCACUCAUUGGGCCCAUCCUUCAUCGAUGUCACCUGGGGCGCCGGUGGACGACUCUCGGAUUUGACCUGUGAGAUGGUCAAUGUCGCGCAAUCGGUAUACGGGUUGGAAACAUGCAUGCACCUCACCUGCACAGACAUGCCUCAGGAAAGGGUUGACGCCGCGCUUCAGGCUGCCUACAAGGCAGGCUGCACCAACAUUCUGGCUCUACGUGGAGAUCCGCCCCGUGAAAAGGAAGCGUGGGAAGCUACUGAGGGUGGUUUUCGCUACGCGAAGGAUCUGGUCAAGUACAUCAAGGAUAAAUACGGGAACCACUUCUGCAUCGGGGUCGGAGGCUACCCGGAGGGUGCUGAUGACAAUCCAGAUGUCGAUCUCUUGAUCGACCAUUUGAAGGAGAAGGUGGAUGCUGGAAGCGACUUCAUUGUUACCCAAAUGUUCUACGAUACAGACAACUUCAUCAGCUGGGUCCAGAAGUGCCGCGCCAAGGGCGUCAACGUGCCCAUCAUUCCUGGUAUCAUGCCGAUUCAGACAUAUGCUGCCUUCAUUAGGCGGGCGAACUGGACAAAGGCACAUAUCCCUCCCGAUUGGCUCGAGGCCCUCGAGCCAGUGAAGAACGAUGACGCAGGCGUACGGGAAAUCGGUAAACGCUUGAUCGCAGACAUGUGCAGGAGACUAAUUGCAUCUGGUAUCAAACAUCUGCACUUCUACACGAUGAACCUCGCCAAGUCGACAGAGCUCGUCCUCGAAGAACUGAAGCUUUCACCGACCGCCGAGGCUCCGAUCCAACGGCCUCUGCCAUGGAGGCCUUCGCUUGGCUUGAACCGGAGAGAGGAAGAUGUUCGCCCUAUUUUCUGGCGGAACCGCAACUCGUCAUACAUCGCCCGGACACAGAUUUGGGACGAAUUUCCCAAUGGUCGCUGGACGGACUCUAGAUCUCCAGCUUUCGGUGAACUGGAUGUCUACGGCAUAGGUAUCAAGGGUACCAACGAACAAAACAUCAAGCUCUGGGGCGAACCGAAGUCUCUUAGUGACCUCGCCGAUGUCUUCGUUCGCUUUCUCGAAGGCAAGCUGGACCGUCUUCCGUGGAGUGAUUCCCCAAUCACUGCGGAGACCAAUGCCCUCAAAGACCCCCUCAUCGAACUCAACAAGCGUGGCUUCUUCACCAUCAACUCCCAACCUGCUGUGAACGGCGUCAAGUCUGCUCACCCUGUUUAUGGAUGGGGCCCCAAGAACGGCUUCGUCUACCAGAAGGCCUACCUCGAACUUCUUGUUCCUGCAUACUUGAUUGACGAGCUGAUUGCCCGUAUCGAGAAGAAUGAAGAUUUCACCUACCAUGCUGUCAACAAGCAAGGAGAGCUGCGAACCAAUACCCGCGACAGUCCCAAUGCUCUUACAUGGGGUAUCUUUGCGGGCCGUGAAGUCGUCCAGCCGACCAUUGUUGAAACAGUCAGUUUUUUGGCCUGGAAGGAUGAGGCCUACCAGCUCGGUGAAGACUGGGCCAAGUGCCACGAUGCUACAAGCCCCAGCCGGAAGUUGCUGCAGGGCAUCGUGGACAGCUGGUACCUUGUCAACAUCGUGAACAACGAUUUCCACAAUACAAACGAUCUCUUCGAUUUGUUCAAGGACUUGAAUGUUAAAGACAUUGACGUUGAGAUCGCAGGCGAACCCAGCGAACCCAAAGUCCACUUGAAUGGAGCAACCAACGGCACAACCAACGGCACUGCUUCUGAACAACUCGCGAAGAACUAG